Messenger RNA from Eruca vesicaria subsp. sativa (arugula), 1894 nucleotides. Lineage: Eukaryota; Viridiplantae; Streptophyta; Magnoliopsida; Brassicales; Brassicaceae. The record is from the annotation of a GenBank genome assembly.
AGACAAAACUUGCCUUUGGUUAUUUUUCUCCUUCAGUAAGAGAAAUGGCGACAACCGCAGAAACUCCUCUUCUAGAAGAACACGUGAUCGACGCCGUUGACCACGACGGACUUGCCGCCGGAAGAUCAAACACCGGUAGAUGGACUGCCGCAUGGUUCAUAAUUGGUGUGGAAGUUGCGGAGAGGUUUGCUUACUAUGGUAUCGCAUCAAACCUCAUCAGCUACUUGACUGGACCACUUGGUCAAUCUACGGCGGUUGCCGCAGCUAAUGUCAACGCAUGGUCCGGAAUCUCCUCUAUUCUUCCUGUUCUUGGAGCUUUUGUCGCUGACGCUUUUCUUGGUCGGUACCGAACAAUUAUUAUCGCGUCACUUAUCUACGUACUGGGGAUGGCACUUUUGACUUUGUCUGCACUUCUGGUUCCUAUCACUAGUGAGAAUAAGGAAGUGGCCUCUUCUUCUUUGCUUAAUCUACUCUUCUUCUUCUCUCUCUAUCUUGUGGCCGUUGGACAAAGUGGGCACAAGCCUUGUGUUCAGGCCUUUGGUGCAGAUCAGUUUGAUGAAAAGGAUACACAAGAGAAACGUGACAGAAGCUCCUUCUUUAACUGGUGGUACCUUAGUAUGUCUGCAGGGAUCUGCUUGGCCGUUGUAGUUGUUGUCUACGUUCAGGAAGCUGUCGGCUGGGCUCUCGGGUUUGGUAUACCUUGUGUGUUCAUGGUCAUCUCUCUUGUUCUGUUUGUGUCAGGGAGAAGAAGUUACAGGUACAGUAAAAGAAGACAUGAAAAGGAAACCAACCCUUUUACCAGGAUAGGUAGAGUUUUCUUUGUAGCCUUCAAGAACCGAAGUUUAAGCCCCUCGCAAACUGAGCUUGAGGCAAACACAUCUCAUGUAUAUCCAGAGAAGCUGAGGUUUCUCAACAAAGCCUUGCUUGUCUCAGAUGCAUCUACUGAAGAGGAUACUGCAUGUAGUGUUAGUGAUGUUGAAGAUGCCAAAGCUCUUGUCAGGCUUAUACCAGUAUGGCUUACAACUCUAGGCUACGCGCUACCCUACGCACAGUACAUGACUUUCUUCACAAAGCAAGGUGCAACAUUAGAAAGAACAAUCUUCCCUGGUGUGAAGAUCCCAUCUGCUUCUCUUCAAGUUCUUAUCGGCGUAUCAGUAGUCCUCUUUGUUCCCAUCUACGACCGUGUCUUGGUCCCAAUGGGGAGGUCUAUCACCAAAGAUCCUUGUGGAAUCACAACGCUCAAAAGAAUUGGAGCCGGAAUGGUAUUAGCAACUCUCACUAUGAUGGUAGCAGCUCUUGUUGAGUCAAAGCGGAUCCAGACAGCAAAAGAGUACGGUCUUAUAGACCAACCGGACACAACGAUUCCAAUGUCUAUAUGGUGGUUAGUCCCUCAGUACCUGCUGCUGGGAUUGGCUGAUGUGCUUACAUUAGUGGGAAUGCAAGAGUUCUUCUACAGCCAAGUUCCCACCGAGCUGAGAAGCAUCGGUCUCGCGCUGUACUUAAGUGCCUUUGGUGUGGGAAGCUUGUUCAGCAGCUUACUUGUGUAUGUGAUUGAUUUGGUCACUGGAGGAGAUGCUGGAAACAGCUGGUUCAAUAGUAAUCUGAAUAAAGCACAUCUUGAUUACUUCUAUUGGUUACUUGCAGUUAUUAGUGCCGUGGGGUUCUCUGUGUUCUUGUUCGUUUCUAAGUCGUAUAUUUAUCGUCGGGUGGAUGGAGUCUAAGUCUUUUACAGCCUUUCUUGACAUAAGACGAUGAUGUAAUAUGAGAAUGGUAUUCCAGUGAAAUAUUGUGGUUCACAAUCUUGUGUUGUUAAUUGUAGGUCUUGUUUGUUUCAGAGACGCAUAUUUUUAUUUGUUUUCGUAAAACAUUUUGGUAAAAUACAAACGUUCAAGGC